Molecule: messenger RNA, 9407 nt
Organism: Sinocyclocheilus grahami
Lineage: Eukaryota; Metazoa; Chordata; Actinopteri; Cypriniformes; Cyprinidae
Product: interferon-induced very large GTPase 1-like
Exons: 10
Coding region: 83-9271 (3062 amino acids)
Molecular function (GO): GTP binding
Source: RefSeq, a predicted model, not a curated record
ACCAGUUCAGUUUUUAAAGCAAGUAAGUAUAUUGAGGCCAAGCUUGGAUCGAUUCCAGUCGCUGAUCAACAGUCAUAUAAUUAUGGCUCAAGGUACAGAUGAUAAUGUCAUGGACACCUCUCCUGAAUCAUAUGGAGAUUCAGAUGAUGUCAUGGACACUUCUGCAGUUUCAUAUAAAAAUCCAGAUUAUGUCAAUCCUCCAGUGACACAUCAAUAUACAGACGACAUUAUAGACAAUCCUCAUGAAACAGAUCAAGAAGCAGAUGAUGUCUUGGCUCCUUCUCCAGCGACACAUCAAACUCCAGAUAAUGUGAUGGACAAUCCUCCAGUGGCACAUGAUGAAAGAUAUACAGACAACUUGAAUUAUGACAAUCAUGACUCAGUUGUGACAGACUCAGCCACUAAAAUAGAGUUUCAGAUGCAACCAACUCCAGUUCCUUUAAUAUCUCUUGAUCAAGACCUUGGUGUAAACACUCCAGGAACCUCAAAUAAAGCAUGUGAAGAACACGAGGAUAAAGUGAAGCCAGUAGAAGAAGGGAGUAACCCAAAACUUGAUGAUCACAUGGAUCCUGAUUUGACUGUUGCAUUAUUUGGAAGUGCUGAUGCUGUCCAGUUUGGAUGUGACAACAUUCUACUUGGAGAGAAACAACUCUGUCUUAAUGCAGAAUUUCCCAUGAUCAUUCCAUUACAGAGGAAGAUAUCAGAACAUUGUGUCUCAGUGAUAAAUAUGAUUGGCUCACAUGAGACUGAUCUCAAACCUCUCAAUCAUGUUAUUGAUCAACUAGUGAAUGAAAAUGAAAUCCAUGCCUUCAUCUUUGUUGUGCGAUUGGGCCAGUUAACAGAUGCUGAUAAGAUGGGCAUUGAAUGGCUACAGAGAAUAUUUGGUGACAGAGUUCUUUCAGUUGUGAUUAUUGUCUUCACCUAUGAGAGAGAGGAAGAGUGUGACACUGUAAUAGAUGACCUGAAGAACAACUCUGUUCUGGAGCAGCUGCUGAACAAAUGUGGAGGAAGAUAUCAUACCUGCAGCAAGAUCAUGAACAAAAAAUCAGAGAUGAGAGAAUUGAUGGACAGAAUCAAGCGUCUGUUCACUGACAAUAAUCAGCAGUGCUACACCAGAGAGAUGUACAGCUCUUUGAGAGACCCACAAAACAGUGCAGAAAUAGAAGUAAGCAUCGGUGACACUAUCACACAGCCUUUGGGGAGCUUGGAUCUAACCAAUGAAGGAGAAAAACAAAAGGGUGCAGAGCAACUAAUUGACAGGAUUAAUCUUAAAGGAAAACAUCAGAAAUUGAGAACUGUAGAUUUUCUUAAGCCAAUUGUACAGUCCCAAGAUUCUUGUGCAGAAGAGGAGCUGGCUUCAGUUUUUCUACAAAAAUUGAUGAUGAUGGACUACAGAGCAAGAUACCUCCAGAUAAAAGAGAAUAAUGAACAACAUCACACACAACAAAGUAACAAUGACUCAUCUGAAGAUGAUGCUGAUGCCUUUGAUACUAUUUUUGGAGAAACUGCUAAACCCUCAGAUGAAACAAACAAAUUAGAUGCAGUCCACUUAAUGGAUGUUCAGAUGGCUGUGUUUCAUUGUGCUGAUAGUUUCCUAAAGCAGCUUAUGGUGACUAAACUCUCACAGUGUCAGUAUGCUCUGCCUCUGCUUGUACCCAAUCCAUUCACACAACAGAUUGAGUUCCCACUCUGGACAUUUCGACAAAUUAACAAGAGCUGGAAGACAAUUGAUGAUACAGGUAAAAUCUCUAGCAAAUACCUGCCAGUCUACAAGGCAGAAACCCCAAUGGUGGCUUUCUUCAGUUUUGGUCCUGCAUCCUCAUCCAAGUCUCAGCUGAUGAACAGCCUGAUCAAUGAGAAACACAACACAUUCUUCCACAGGAACUGCCCAGGCAGCAGCAGAACCAGAGUGCUGAUGGACGGAGUGGUGGAGAUUGCCUGGUACUGUCCAUCUGGAGAGAAAACAGACAGAUUUACUCAUUGUGUUGCGUUCUGUAACCUCCAUGGUGAUGCAGGAGCCCAUGAAAAGCAGCUGGGUAUCCUGACUGAAAUGGCCUCUGUAAAUGUUGCUAUUUUACCACAACUUGACAAGAAUGACAAAAGCAUGACCAAGAUCCAAACCUUCUACAAGGACUCAAAGCCACUCAUCUGCCUUCUUACUGACAAUGAUUCAGCUCUCGCAGAAAUGCGGAAAGGGAAAUACAAAAUCGGUUUGAAAGACAGAAAUCAGUCAGUCGUUUUUGAAGAAAUCAGAAGAGCUAUAAAUAAUGGGCUCUUGUCUUUAGAGUCAUCUUCUAUUUUCAAGCUUGAAGACGUGGCCAGAUAUUCUGAUAUCAGAGUAGAUGAGGACAAUGAUGAAGACCUCAGGAGUGGAAAACAGGCAGCACAGCAGAUGAUGACUUUACUGGAGGAUAAAGAUCUGACUAAAAUCAAAGAAUCGUUUCUGCCAUUGCAGGGAAAACUGUGGCAUCAGUGGUGCCAGAAGAAUAAAGAACUUCAUCGACCUACAUUAGGAGAACUACAUAAGGGAAGCAACAUAGAAAAAAACAAUUGUUCUAAGCAAUCAGAAAUGAUGAAAAUCCGUGAACAGCAACAAACAUCUGUCUUGAGUCAGUUUAUCCAAAUCUAUAUUCAAAAACUGAAUUCACACCUAGGAAAUGAGGUGGCAUAUUUUUUUAAAUGGCUGGGCAUCCUUCUAGACAAUUACACUACUGAAAGUCUUUCAGCCCUUCUUCAUGAGUAUGAUGAAAAAUGGUCAACAGUCCUCAAUCUUAAAAAGAAACAUGAUAAAUCGAAGCAAAUGACAGCAGCACAAGACGAACUUGAGAGAGUAUCUGAGAAACUACAAGCUGCAACUUUUGGCUUGGAGCACAUACUGAGAGAGAUCGGCCAGAUAUAUGAAUCAUGUUCAUCUGUAAAGAAAAACAAAAAAGAUCUCCAGUUUAACUUCUCCUCUCUUCCAAGUCUUGCAGCAGAGAUGAUGAUCUCUGGAUUUCCUCUGGAGCUGAUGGAUGGUGAUGCUGCCCAUGUUCCUCUGAUCUGGGUUACUGCUGUUCUUGAUGCACUCAUCCAGAAACUGGGAGACAAGAGGGUCUAUGUGUUGUCAGUUUUAGGGAUUCAGAGCUCUGGGAAAUCCACCAUGCUGAACGCUAUGUUUGGACUGCAGUUUGCCGUCAGUGCUGGCAGAUGCACCAGAGGAGCUUUCAUGCAGCUGGUCAGAGUGUCGGAGGAGAUGAAAGCACAGCUGAAGUUUGACUACAUUCUAGUUGUUGAUACUGAAGGACUUCGUGCCCUAGAACUGGCCGGAAGGGCAACAAGAAAUCACGACAAUGAAAUGGCCACAUUUGUUGUUGGUCUUGGAAAUAUGACAUUGAUCAACGUCUUCGGAGAAAACACAGCUGAGAUGCAGGACAUUCUUCAGAUUGUUGUUCAGGCCUUCAUGAGGAUGAAGAAGAUCAGACUGAAUCCAAGCUGCAUGUUUGUGCAUCAGAACGUUUCUGAUGUUACAGCUGGAGAGAAAAACAUGGAGGGAAGGAGACGACUGCAGGAGAAACUGGAUGAGAUGACUAAACUCGCCGCUAAAGAGGAAGACUGUGAUACAGAGUUUUUCAGUGACGUCAUUACAUUUGACGUUCAAAAUGAUGUGAAGUAUUUUGCACAGCUCUGGGAAGGCAGCCCACCAAUGGCACCACCGAACCCCGACUACAGCAGAAAUAUUCAGGAGUUAAAGGACACCAUUCUCUCAAAAGCUUCCAAUUCUAAUGGCAUUACACUGUCUCAGUUCAGAGUGCGUAUUAAUGAUCUGUGGAGUGCACUGCUGAAUGAAAACUUUGUGUUCAGCUUCAAAAACACACUUGAGAUUGCGGUAUACAGAAAAUUGGAAACUAAAUACAGUGACUGGACGUGGAGCCUCAGAAGUGCCAUGAUCGGCAUUGAAGACAAAUUCUACAACAGAAUUGCUAAUGGAAGCAUUAACGUUCAGGAAAAUGACUUGUUGGCUGACAUGAGGAUGACAAAGGAGCAGGUAGAAAAAUCAAUCAUGUCUUACUUUGAGGAGGACAAAGACAAAGACAUUCUGUGCCAAUGGCGAGGAAGAUUUGAAACCAGAAUCAAAGAGCUUCAUGAUGACCUUGUGAAGGGAACAAAAAGAAAGUUAGAUGAAGCGAUUGAACAGAAACAAGCCAGGGAGCAGCUGGAUCAAAGAAGGACAGAAUAUGAAAACAAGCUUUUCAUUCGGAGCAAGGAACUAGCUUUGAGACUGAAACAUACAGGAACAGAUGAACAUAUGCUUGAGGAGGAGUUUGACACAAUGUGGAGUAAAUGGCAGUGCUACACCAGAGAGAUGUACAGCUCUUUGAGAGACCCACAAAACAGUGCAGAAAUAGAAGUAAGCAUCGGUGACACUAUCACACAGCCUUUGGGGAGCUUGGAUCUAACCAAUGAAGGAGAAAAACAAAAGGGUGCAGAGCAACUAAUUGACAGGAUUAAUCUUAAAGGAAAACAUCAGAAAUUGAGAACUGUAGAUUUUCUUAAGCCAAUUGUACAGUCCCAAGAUUCUUGUGCAGAAGAGGAGCUGGCUUCAGUUUUUCUACAAAAAUUGAUGAUGAUGGACUACAGAGCAAGAUACCUCCAGAUAAAAGAGAAUAAUGAACAACAUCACACACAACAAAGUAACAAUGACUCAUCUGAAGAUGAUGCUGAUGCCUUUGAUACUAUUUUUGGAGAAACUGCUAAACCCUCAGAUGAAACAAACAAAUUAGAUGCAGUCCACUUAAUGGAUGUUCAGAUGGCUGUGUUUCAUUGUGCUGAUAGUUUCCUAAAGCAGCUUAUGGUGACUAAACUCUCACAGUGUCAGUAUGCUCUGCCUCUGCUUGUACCCAAUCCAUUCACACAACAGAUUGAGUUCCCACUCUGGACAUUUCGACAAAUUAACAAGAGCUGGAAGACAAUUGAUGAUACAGGUAAAAUCUCUAGCAAAUACCUGCCAGUCUACAAGGCAGAAACCCCAAUGGUGGCUUUCUUCAGUUUUGGUCCUGCAUCCUCAUCCAAGUCUCAGCUGAUGAACAGCCUGAUCAAUGAGAAACACAACACAUUCUUCCACAGGAACUGCCCAGGCAGCAGCAGAACCAGAGUGCUGAUGGACGGAGUGGUGGAGAUUGCCUGGUACUGUCCAUCUGGAGAGAAAACAGACAGAUUUACUCAUUGUGUUGCGUUCUGUAACCUCCAUGGUGAUGCAGGAGCCCAUGAAAAGCAGCUGGGUAUCCUGACUGAAAUGGCCUCUGUAAAUGUUGCUAUUUUACCACAACUUGACAAGAAUGACAAAAGCAUGACCAAGAUCCAAACCUUCUACAAGGACUCAAAGCCACUCAUCUGCCUUCUUACUGACAAUGAUUCAGCUCUCGCAGAAAUGCGGAAAGGGAAAUACAAAAUCGGUUUGAAAGACAGAAAUCAGUCAGUCGUUUUUGAAGAAAUCAGAAGAGCUAUAAAUAAUGGGCUCUUGUCUUUAGAGUCAUCUUCUAUUUUCAAGCUUGAAGACGUGGCCAGAUAUUCUGAUAUCAGAGUAGAUGAGGACAAUGAUGAAGACCUCAGGAGUGGAAAACAGGCAGCACAGCAGAUGAUGACUUUACUGGAGGAUAAAGAUCUGACUAAAAUCAAAGAAUCGUUUCUGCCAUUGCAGGGAAAACUGUGGCAUCAGUGGUGCCAGAAGAAUAAAGAACUUCAUCGACCUACAUUAGGAGAACUACAUAAGGGAAGCAACAUAGAAAAAAACAAUUGUUCUAAGCAAUCAGAAAUGAUGAAAAUCCGUGAACAGCAACAAACAUCUGUCUUGAGUCAGUUUAUCCAAAUCUAUAUUCAAAAACUGAAUUCACACCUAGGAAAUGAGGUGGCAUAUUUUUUUAAAUGGCUGGGCAUCCUUCUAGACAAUUACACUACUGAAAGUCUUUCAGCCCUUCUUCAUGAGUAUGAUGAAAAAUGGUCAACAGUCCUCAAUCUUAAAAAGAAACAUGAUAAAUCGAAGCAAAUGACAGCAGCACAAGACGAACUUGAGAGAGUAUCUGAGAAACUACAAGCUGCAACUUUUGGCUUGGAGCACAUACUGAGAGAGAUCGGCCAGAUAUAUGAAUCAUGUUCAUCUGUAAAGAAAAACAAAAAAGAUCUCCAGUUUAACUUCUCCUCUCUUCCAAGUCUUGCAGCAGAGAUGAUGAUCUCUGGAUUUCCUCUGGAGCUGAUGGAUGGUGAUGCUGCCCAUGUUCCUCUGAUCUGGGUUACUGCUGUUCUUGAUGCACUCAUCCAGAAACUGGGAGACAAGAGGGUCUAUGUGUUGUCAGUUUUAGGGAUUCAGAGCUCUGGGAAAUCCACCAUGCUGAACGCUAUGUUUGGACUGCAGUUUGCCGUCAGUGCUGGCAGAUGCACCAGAGGAGCUUUCAUGCAGCUGGUCAGAGUGUCGGAGGAGAUGAAAGCACAGCUGAAGUUUGACUACAUUCUAGUUGUUGAUACUGAAGGACUUCGUGCCCUAGAACUGGCCGGAAGGGCAACAAGAAAUCACGACAAUGAAAUGGCCACAUUUGUUGUUGGUCUUGGAAAUAUGACAUUGAUCAACGUCUUCGGAGAAAACACAGCUGAGAUGCAGGACAUUCUUCAGAUUGUUGUUCAGGCCUUCAUGAGGAUGAAGAAGAUCAGACUGAAUCCAAGCUGCAUGUUUGUGCAUCAGAACGUUUCUGAUGUUACAGCUGGAGAGAAAAACAUGGAGGGAAGGAGACGACUGCAGGAGAAACUGGAUGAGAUGACUAAACUCGCCGCUAAAGAGGAAGACUGUGAUACAGAGUUUUUCAGUGACGUCAUUACAUUUGACGUUCAAAAUGAUGUGAAGUAUUUUGCACAGCUCUGGGAAGGCAGCCCACCAAUGGCACCACCGAACCCCGACUACAGCAGAAAUAUUCAGGAGUUAAAGGACACCAUUCUCUCAAAAGCUUCCAAUUCUAAUGGCAUUACACUGUCUCAGUUCAGAGUGCGUAUUAAUGAUCUGUGGAGUGCACUGCUGAAUGAAAACUUUGUGUUCAGCUUCAAAAACACACUUGAGAUUGCGGUAUACAGAAAAUUGGAAACUAAAUACAGUGACUGGACGUGGAGCCUCAGAAGUGCCAUGAUCGGCAUUGAAGACAAAUUCUACAACAGAAUUGCUAAUGGAAGCAUUAACGUUCAGGAAAAUGACUUGUUGGCUGACAUGAGGAUGACAAAGGAGCAGGUAGAAAAAUCAAUCAUGUCUUACUUUGAGGAGGACAAAGACAAAGACAUUCUGUGCCAAUGGCGAGGAAGAUUUGAAACCAGAAUCAAAGAGCUUCAUGAUGACCUUGUGAAGGGAACAAAAAGAAAGUUAGAUGAAGCGAUUGAACAGAAACAAGCCAGGGAGCAGCUGGAUCAAAGAAGGACAGAGUAUGAAAACAAGCUUUUCAGUCGGAGCAAGGAGCUAGCUUUGAGACUGAAAAAUACAGGAACAGAUGAACAUAUGCUUAAGGAGGAGUUUGACACAAUGUGGAGUAAAUGGGUCACUGAAAUGACCAAAGACACACCUCCACUAACAGACAUUAACCUCUGGGAGGAUGUGACACAGAUAUUAUCUGAAAACCAUGAACUGACUCUUGUAGAUGAGCGCUUAAAACAAAAAAACUAUGAACUGAUAGACUGCCGGAAUGAUUAUUGUGACUACAUGAUACUAAAGAAGCAUCUGGAGUGCUCUGAUGAAACGGCAUCUUCAGAGGAAGCUACUGAGAGCUCUAAGAAAAGCAAGAAUGGAAUGUUCGGUCGGUUCGGUCAAAAAAUCAUGUCAGGUAUAGGAUAUUUUAGAUGGACUCCAAAGCCACAAGAGAACAUGGGCCUAAAUGCUGAACUUCAUUACUCAAUAAGGGAUAUGACUCACAAAAUUAUUCAGGAAACUGAAAUGAUAAUAAAGAAGUCACCAGUUGGAGCGCGAGGCUACAAUGAGAGUUUUGUUCAAGAAAUAACAGACUGUGUUAAAAAAUCAGUACAGAAACAUCAAUCCAUGAGCCAAAAAUACAAAUUGAAAAGGGAGUUUACCAUAGAUCUGAGUCUCCAUGUGUGUGAGAUUGCCAGACAGACUUUUACUGAACUCCACAAAGAAUUCAGAGAAACAAAUGACCCAAGACUUUAUCUUAAUAAGCAGAAAACUCAAUAUUGGAACAUCUUCAAGAACUACUACAAAGGAGCAACAACAACAACCAUACUAUGUGAAUUCAUCUGCAGCAAACUUGAACCAUCUAUCCUACAAGCAGUUUACAACAAAACUGCUAAUGAUCUGGCCACACAGAUGAGGUCUGACAUAAAAGCUUUACGUGAGAACAGACCAAAUCUGGAGAAACACAUUCUGAGAUCCCUUGCAGAAAAGGAGGACUUUGAGAAGUACAUAGAAUAUAUUCAUAAUCCCAGAGAACAUUUCAAACAAUUCAUAAAGAACGAAGUGAAAAGCUACUUCACCAGCCAAAACAAAAUGAUUCUAAAUAUUUUCAAAGGAAAUCUAAAACAAAAGGAGCAGAUUGUAAAUAAUGCAGUGAAAGCCACAACAGUGAAGGUCAAGAGUCGGAAUGGAGAUGGUAGCAUGUGGUUUAGAUGCUUCACCACAGCUCUGACAGAUGAGCUGAAACUCAGAGAGAACUCAUGUGGUGAUCUUAGUGAAAUUAAAGACUUGGAUUUUCUUGAGAAAUAUUUGAGUGACUGUCUAAAGGAGAGGAUGACAAACCUACAGAACAGUUUUAAAAACAUUAAUGACAUGAAAUUGGAGAAGUGCAGGAAAAGACCAGGUGAGAUUUUGAUUGAGCACUUCUGUCAGUGCUGUUGGGUUCAGUGUCCUUUCUGUAAAGUCAUCUGCACCAACACAAUGGAAGACCAUCCUGGAGAUCACUGCGUUCCUUUCCACCGCAAUAUUGGACUGAAUGGGUGGUCUUACAGAGGAACAAGAAACCUGGCUAUUGAUAUCUGCACAACAGCAGUAUCGAGUGAUCGAUCCUUUUGCCCAAAUUCCUCAGAUGAUUCAGUCCCCUGGAAAGAAUACAGAAGAGGAGGUCCUAAAUAUGCUAACUGGAGCAUCACGCCUGAUAACUCUGAGCUGCCAUACUGGAAGUGGUUUGUGUGCAGAUUCCAGGAAGAUCUGGAAACAUACUACAGUAAGACAUUCCAGGGGUAUGGUGAGAUUCCAGAUGAAUGGAAACGAUACACAAAAAAGGAAGCUCUGGCGAGUUUGGAUAAAUACAUGUAAUGGGAAAGUAAACAAAUGGCACUAUGUCAGCUCCCUGAUUAAAGAUGAUACUUGUACAUCCUGUUUCACACAACAGUGUUUCCAAACUGAUAUAUGCAGUACAUUGUGCUUUUAUAUGAUAUAUGAUAGUUUUGUU